Messenger RNA from Ailuropoda melanoleuca (giant panda), 3835 nucleotides. RefSeq names its product solute carrier family 29 member 4 (gene SLC29A4). The record is from RefSeq and is a predicted model, not a curated record. NCBI's taxonomy places the organism in Eukaryota, Metazoa, Chordata, Mammalia, Carnivora, Ursidae. Gene Ontology annotation, molecular function: nucleoside transmembrane transporter activity; monoamine transmembrane transporter activity. Gene Ontology annotation, biological process: nucleoside transmembrane transport. Gene Ontology annotation, cellular component: plasma membrane. The transcript has 12 exons. Bases 140 to 1882 code for a protein of 580 amino acids.
GGAGGACGCCGGCUGCGCCGGGCCCAAAGCCGAGCGUCGGGCGCGGGCGCCCAGGGGUCCCGGCGCGGGGGCGGCGGGCACAAGCUGGGCCGGGCGCGCCGAGGACCCCGGGGCCCGGCCGUGCUGAGCGCCGGCGACCAUGGGCACCGUGGGCAGCCAGCGCCUCAAGGAGCCCAGCGUGGCGGGCACGCCGGACAGCAGUGUGGUGAUGAGCUUCAGCUCCGACAGCUGCCAGCUGGAGGAGGAGGGGGCGGCGGGGACGGCUCGGAGCCAGGCCGGCGCGGCCGGGGGUGUCCCGGGUCUCCCGGGCUCUGAGAUACUCCUACUCUGUUCCAAACCUGGUCUCCCCUUGGUCGUCAGGAUGAAUGGCCCGGCCAGGAUGGCAACCCUCUUCUCUGCUGUUGAUCCGGGAGGAGCCCCACGUGGCCGGUGCCCGUCUUGCUUCCUGGUCAAUGGGACCGUCGUGUCUCCGGCAGUCGAGGAGCCGGUGCCCGACGACCGCUACCACGCCAUCUACUUCGCGAUGCUGCUGGCCGGCGUGGGCUUCCUGCUCCCGUACAAUAGCUUCAUCACCGACGUGGACUACCUGCACCACAAGUACCCAGGGACCUCAAUCGUGUUUGACAUGAGCCUCACCUACAUCCUGGUGGCGCUGGUGGCUGUGCUUCUGAACAAUGUGCUGGUGGAGAGACUAAGCCUGCACACGAGGAUUACCGCGGGCUACCUCUUGGCCUUGGGCCCCCUCCUCUUUAUCAGCAUCUGUGACGUCUGGCUACAGCUCUUCUCUCAUGACCAAGCCUACGCCAUCAACCUGGCCGCCGUGGGCACCGUGGCCUUAGGCUGCACAGUGCAGCAAUCCAGCUUCUAUGGGUACACGGGGAUGCUGCCCAAGAGAUACACCCAGGGCGUGAUGACCGGAGAGAGCACAGCAGGUGUGAUGGUGUCCCUGAGCCGCAUCCUCACCAAGCUGCUGCUGCCAGACGAGCGGGCCAGUACGCUCAUCUUCUUCCUGGUGUCGGCGGGCCUGGAGCUGCUCUGCUUCCUGCUGCACCUGCUGGUCCGGCGCAGCCGUUUCGUGCUCUACCACACCGCGCGGCCCCGCGACAGCCGCCCGGGCUGCAGAGCCGGCUACCGCGUGCACCAUGACGUCGCCGCAGGGGACAUCCACUUUGAGCAUCAAGGCCCAGGCCUGGCCAGCAGCGGGUCCCCGAAGGACAGCCCGGCCCACGAGGUGAUCAGCAGCGGCAGGGGCUCCUACACGCGCUUUGACGUGCCCCAGCCCAGGGUGACGCGGAGCUGGCCCUCCUUCAGAGCCCUGCUGCUGCACCGCUACGCCGUGGCCCGUGCCAUCUGGGCCGACAUGCUGUCCAUUGCCGUGACCUACUUCAUCACGCUGUGCCUGUUCCCCGGCCUCGAGUCCGAGGUCCGCCACUGCGUCCUGGGCGAGUGGCUGCCGAUCCUCAUCAUGGCCGUGUUCAACCUGUCCGACUUCGUGGGCAAGAUCCUGGCAGCCCUGCCCAUGGACUGGCGGGGCACCCACCUGCUGGCCUGCUCCUGCCUGCGCGUGGUCUUCAUCCCCCUCUUCAUCCUGUGCGUCUACCCCAGCGGGGCGCCCGCCCUGCGCCACCCGGCCUGGCCCUGCGUCUUCUCUCUGCUCAUGGGCAUCAGCAACGGCUACUUUGGCAGCGUGCCCAUGAUCCUGGCGGCGGGCAAAGUGAGCCCUAAGCAGCGCGAGCUGGCAGGGAACACCAUGACCGUGUCCUACAUGACGGGGCUGACGCUGGGCUCCGCCGUGGCCUACUGCACCUACAGCCUCACCCGGGAUGCUCCCAGCAGCUGUUUCCACGCCUCUACCAACUCCUCCUUCCCCGCCGGCCCCUGAGCCAGGCCUGGGCCCCCCCAACCGAGGCCCGAGGCCCCCUCCCCACCCCUGCCUGCAGUGCCUGCGGGGCCCGGCCUCCUCCCCGUGCCAGCCACGCCCCCUUCUGGGCCCAGGGUGAUGCUGAGCCGUCGGCCCCCCAGGGCCACCCAGCACUGUGCUCCCCGUUCUGUCUCACGCCUGCCCUUCACCCUCUGUGUGCACCGGCCCCUGGGGUCACAGCCCUCUCCGGCCAGGAGAGCAGACCACCCCCACCCGUGGCCCCCGACCCCAGCCCUCCUUCACCGGGGAGCCCUCCUCAUGGACAUCAGAGGUCCUCAAGGAGAGAGCAUCUCCCCUCUCCCUGUUCCUAAACACUGGUUCUCCCAAACGAAACUCAUUUGCCAUGAAGGAACAGCAGCCAUGGGUCUGAAUGGCCUCAGACCAUGGUCUACAGUCGCCCCUCUACGACCAUGGCUUCUGCACUGGCCUGGGUGCCCCCUCCCCACACCGAGACCCCCUUCCUUGCACCUGGGCACCCACCUGACACCACAGGCCUGGGGGUCUGCCCCCACCCAGGGACCCCUGUCCACAUCUCUGGCUCCUCCGCCUGAUACAAGGGGACAUGUCCCAGUCAAAGUCAUCACUUGACUGAGACCUUGAUCCUCAUCCAGCGAGGCCUAAGGAGGGAUGGGAGUCCCUGCGAGGGAGGGAGGGGUGUGGGGUCCCUCCCCGGGCGGGACCCUCAAGCUGAGGGGAUUCUGGAGCAUCUUGCCAAAGACAGGCUUUUCCAGGGGGAGCCCACCCCGCCCCUCUGUGUCCUGUCCCCAUCUGUCCACUAAGUGUACCGCACUGGCCAUUAAAAGAUAAAGGCAGAGAUCUGCCAGCCGCUACCUCCAAGGAGCAUCUGUGCGCGUGGGGGCUGCGCUCGCCACCUCGCUCACUGGCGGCAGGGGAAGGGGUCCUGGCGGGACAGGGCCACCCACGUGGUUGGGAUCUCAGUGUUCUCAUCUGCAAAGGGGCCUUGUCCAUAUCCAGGCCUGAAGUUCCUAUUGGGUGGGCAGGGGUGAUGGUCCGGCAGCAGGAGGGUCUCCGUAGACGCGGUGGAGGUGAACAGCGGUGUGCGAGCUGGGCACUGGGGCGUGAAGGGCGCCUUGGUGCUCCUUUGGCCCUCAGGUCAGGGGAAAGGGCUGCGUCCCAUCCAUUUGAACCGGGAGAAAGACAAAGAGGGGGAGGGAGCUUGUCCCCUGCCCGCAGGGACGGAGCCAGGACCUGGGGCUGAGGCUUCUGGGCUCCGGUCCUGGCUGGGCUGCUGAUUGGUCUGAUAUGAACAACUUCCUGUACGGUUUGGUGCCUUAGUUUCCCCAAGGAGUGGUGUUGGUCCACUCUUCGACGUGGGUCCCUUGGAGAAGGGUCGGGGAGGAGGACUGGCCAUCAGAGGGGGCUGUGCCCCAGGCCUGCAGCUUCAGGGACCCACCCACCCCCCCGGGACCCACUGGGCAGGCGUCACCCCCAGACCCAGGUGGGCGCCCUGAGCAGCCAUGGGAGCCGAGACCUCGAGGCGAUACCAUAGGGGCCACCAGGUGGCGCCAGUGCACUGCUCCAGGUGGGAGUGCCGCCGUGUGUCCUAUGUCGUGUGUCUGAUACGGGAGGCCCAUCAGGGGCAGGUCGCUGGCGUGUUCCUGGUCAGUGAGAGCUAACCUCAGGGCGGGAGGGGGGUUGGCAGCACCAGGAGCAGGGCCCAGCCUCCCCCAACCUUGCAGGGGUGCAGCCCCACGUCCCCACACCUGCCCAGGACCACUCAGACCAUAGCACUGGCUUUGUUCUGUGGUCUCCAGAUGUGGGCGUGGCUGGGAGUGCUGAUUCUGCGCUUCCAGGGGGGUUGGGGGGGUACAGGAGGUGCAAACCCUCCAGCCUCGCACGGGCCAAGAACGCUUUCAGCACUGAUGGACAUGUCCCACACCUUGGCCACCCAAU